AUGGAAUCCAUGACAUGUCAUUUUUUAUACUUGUAUCAAUUGCAGCGGGUUCUAUGUGAUUGGAACGAUGAUGAAUGCAUCCAGAUCCUAAAGAAAUGCAAGGAAGCUGUUCCAGAAGAUAAUAGGAAGGUGAUAAUCGUUGAAGCUGUGAUUGAUGAAGUGAAGGACGACAAGCUUGAGUAUGAUAGGCUGAUGCUAGAUAUGGUGAUGAUGGCUCACACUAAUACAGGUAAAGAGAGGACCUCAAAGGAAUGGGAAUAUGUUCUUCAAAAGACUCGCUUUCGCUCUCACACUAUCAAACCCAUUGGUGUUGUGCAGUCUAUUAUUGAAGCAUUCCCUUGA
Ricinus communis (castor bean) is the source of this 342-nucleotide messenger RNA. Its product is annotated as acetylserotonin O-methyltransferase. NCBI's taxonomy places the organism in Eukaryota, Viridiplantae, Streptophyta, Magnoliopsida, Malpighiales, Euphorbiaceae. Gene Ontology annotation, molecular function: O-methyltransferase activity; S-adenosylmethionine-dependent methyltransferase activity. The coding region runs from base 1 to 342 and encodes 113 amino acids. Gene Ontology annotation, biological process: methylation. The transcript has a single exon. The record is from RefSeq and is a predicted model, not a curated record.